Molecule: messenger RNA, 2331 nt
Organism: Caenorhabditis remanei
Lineage: Eukaryota; Metazoa; Nematoda; Chromadorea; Rhabditida; Rhabditidae
Exons: 10
Coding region: 1-2331 (776 amino acids)
Biological process (GO): protein catabolic process; protein processing; protein quality control for misfolded or incompletely synthesized proteins
Cellular component (GO): peroxisomal matrix
Molecular function (GO): ATP binding; serine-type endopeptidase activity; ATP hydrolysis activity
Source: RefSeq, a predicted model, not a curated record
AUGAAAAUCGAAGACUCCAUGGAACUACCUGUGAUUCUUGUGGCUAGUGGGGUGUUGCUACCUGGAGCAAGUCUGAAAAUUCCGAUUAAGUCGAAGUUGAACAUCCGUACCAUCGAACAACACCUGACACGCGGCGGCGCUGUAGCCAACAACUACGUCGUGAUCGCCUACAAAGUGUCACCUGAUAAAGUGUACGAAGUGGGAACGAUUGCCUACGUGGAAAAGUUGUUUGGAUGGACGUUCAACUCGACAGUUCACUACUCGUUGGAUGUGGUCGGAUUGCACCGUGCAAAUAUUGACAAGUUGUCGCUUCCGACAUGCGUUGUUUCGAAAAUUGUUGAUUCUCCAGGAGCGGAUUUCAACCACACUUCCAUCGAGUCGCUCAUCUCUGGAGCCAAACUUCUUGCUCUGAACUCAUCUUCCAAAAACAUCUCCCAUGAAAUCCUGAACCUUAUCGACGAACAUGACUACGCAAAACUGGCGGACCUCUGUGUAUCGCAAAUGAAAAUUUUGGGAUUCAUGCAACUUUUGGAGUUUCUAGGCACAAAAAAUCCAGAGAAGAGGAUCGAUUUGUGUGUGAAAUGGAUGGGCGAGAGGAAUGAGAACAAUACGCUGCAGCUAAAACUUCCCAAUUCAAUUGUCCCGUCAAGCCAAAAGCCACAGAACAAGGGACGAAAAUUUCCAAAUGCCAAGAAUCAGGUGGAGCAGUUGGAGGAGAAACUGAAUGGGAUUGAGUUUACGGAGGAGAUAUCGGACCGCGUCUUCUCCGAACUGCAUCGUCUCAAAAACAUGAAUCCGCAACAAAGUGAGUACAACAUCCUUCUCAACUGGCUAGAACUUGUCGCCGCUCUUCCAUGGAACACCUCGACAGUUGAUGACAUUGAAAUCUCAAAAGCACGCACUAUUCUAGCAGAAUCGCAUGAGGCGAUGGAUGAUGUAAAACAGCGGGUGCUGGAGCAUUUGGCUGUUUGUAAAAUGAAUAAUUCGGUCAACGGAAUGAUUUUGUGCUUUACGGGACCGCCAGGAAUCGGGAAGACAAGUAUUGCCAAAGCGAUUGCACAAAGUAUGGGAAGGAAGUUUCAGAGAGUAUCCCUCGGCGGAAUCCGUGAUGAAAGUGACAUUCGUGGACACCGUCGUACCUACGUGGCAGCAAUGCCCGGAAGGAUUAUUGAGGCUCUGAAACACUGCAAAACCAAUAAUCCGGUAUUCCUGCUUGAUGAAGUCGACAAGUUGUAUUCCGGGAAUCAGGGAAGUCCGUCGGCUGCCCUGUUGGAAUUGUUGGAUCCAGAGCAGAACUCUACGUUCCAUGACCAUUAUCUGAAUAUGCCAUUUGAUGUGUCAAAGAUAAUGUUUAUUGCGACGGCGAAUGAUAUAGAGAGACUGGAGCCUGCGUUGAAGGAUCGACUGGAAAUUAUUGAGAUGAGUGGGUACUCGUUGAAGGAGAAGCUGAAGAUUUGUGAGAAUCAUUUGUUGUCAAGGCAGUUGUCGAAACAUUGUAUUAGUCCGGAUUAUGUGCAUUUGGAUCGAAGAGCGAUUAUGGCGAUGAUCGAGGAAUACACGAUGGAAGCGGGUGUCCGCCAACUCGAGCGAAACGUCGGUGCAAUCUGCCGCCACGUGGCACUCCGUCUAGCAGAGGCCCUCAACUCGGACCCAGGAGCCGAUGUGCUUCCAGACAUGGAGCUGCCCAUCCAAAUUAAUAAAGCGGAUAUUCAUAGAAUUCUGAAGAUAAAACAUAUGAAGCGAGUGAAGAUAGUGGAGAAAAUGAGGCCGCUGCCACCUGGUGUCUGCUUCGGAUUGAGUGUGACGACGAAUGGAGGGAAGGUUAUGCCGAUUGAAGCCUCAAAAUCCAAAGGAACUGGAAAAAUUGUGACCACUGGUCACCUAGGAAAAGUGCUCAAAGAGAGCAUCCUCGUGGCGAAAGGAUGGUUGGGUGCAAAUGCAGAACGAUUUGGAUUAAAGACCUUAGAGGAAAAUGAUAUUCAUGUACACCUCCCUGCAGGUUCUAUAAAUAAAGAUGGACCAUCUGCAGGGGCAGGACUGGCAUGUGCUCUUGUUAGUCUGGCGACUGGGGUUCCGUUGAGAAGUGAUGCAGCGGUGACAGGAGAGAUUUCGUUGACAGGACAUGUUUUGCCGAUCGGUGGUGUCAAGGAAAAAGUGUUGGCUGCCCAACGAGAGGGGCUACGUCGUGUGGUGCUUCCAAAGUCUAAUGAAGAAGAGUAUCUAAAAAUCGAUGAAGAUAUUCGACAAGAAAUGGAUGUAGUGCUAGCGGAUACUGUAGAAGAGGUAAUCGGAGCAAUGAUGGAGAAAUCGCCAGUAUUGGCUAAGUUGUGA